Molecule: messenger RNA, 420 nt
Organism: Coniophora puteana RWD-64-598 SS2
Lineage: Eukaryota; Fungi; Basidiomycota; Agaricomycetes; Boletales; Coniophoraceae
Exons: 2
Biological process (GO): regulation of transcription by RNA polymerase II
Cellular component (GO): transcription regulator complex; PcG protein complex
Molecular function (GO): RNA polymerase II cis-regulatory region sequence-specific DNA binding; DNA-binding transcription factor activity, RNA polymerase II-specific
Source: RefSeq, a predicted model, not a curated record
AUGAGAGGGGUCACACCCCCACUCCACGCCGUUGGCGUGCCGCCCACUGGGGAAUACACAUUCCUCGACUCGUCCGCUGCGUCAUUCACUACCGAGCGCCGUGGGCCUCGGAUACGGACAGCGCCGCCCGUGCCAGUGCCCAACCUGACCAAGAAGAGCCGCGGUCGACGCGUCCCUACCGCGUCCCAGUCAGGGGAGAUCGCUAUCCCAGAGGAAGCCCCCGCCGUGACGCCCACGAAAACUUCACGGGGCUACGUGUGUCAGGUUGAGGAAUGCGGAAAGUGUUUCAGCCGAGGCGAGCAUCUCAAGAGGCACAUCAGGUCAAUCCAUACGCAUGAAAAACCGUUCAAGUGCACUCAUCCUUCCUGCGACAAGCGUUUCAACCGGCAUGACAACCUUCUCCAGCACCUCCGCGUCCAU